CUUCGAGGGUUCGUUCCUCAAAAGGGUUUUGCAGAGGUUUACGCUGCAAAUGUGCAGCAGACUGUUCGAUUUCAAUUCCACGAUGAGAAGAAACGCUUCAAUUUCCCUUCUUCCUUACUUCAAUCGUCUCAAUCUCCGCUCACUUUCAUCCCUCAUUUCCCCAAAUUCGAUUUCUAAUCUCCCUUCAAAUUCUUCCCCUGUUUCAACUCCCAAUCUCAAGCCCUGCACCAUAAACAAUGGAUUGUUCUUCAAGUUCACUCGAUUUCAAGCAAACCCAUCUCGAAAUUUGGAUACCCUUGUGGAGAAACGGCCUGAAAUUUCCUCAAGACAGCGAAAACUCAAGGACAAAUCCGUGCUUGAGGAGUCUUUUGAGUCUGCUGAGACUGUUGAUGAAAUGUUCAAGGCCUUUAAAGAAAUGGAAUCCGCUUUUGAAGAGAAGGAUCUCGGAUUGGCUUCCUUGAAAAUUGCUCUGAAACUUGACCGAGAAGGUGAGGAUCCUGAACAGGUUUUGUUGUAUGCUGAUAGAGCUUUAAAAGCUUUGGAUAAAGAUGAUAAUAGGAAUCCUUCUUUACCUGUUGCUAUGACUUUACAAUUGAUUGGUUCUGUUAAUUAUAGUUUGAAGAGGUUUAGUGACAGUUUGGGGUACUUGAAUAGGGCUAAUAGAAUUCUGGGUCAGUUAGAGGAGAAGGGUUAUAGUGCUGAGGAUAUUAGGCCAGUACUUCAUGCUGUGCUACUUGAGUUGGCAAAUGUUAAAACUGCAAUGGGGAGAAGAGAGGAAGCGCUAUCUAAUCUCAGGAAGUGUUUAGAGAUUAAGGAGUUGAUGUUGGAAAAGGAUAGUAGAGAAUUAGGGACGGCGAAUCGUGAUUUGGCCGAAGCUUAUGUUGCUAUAUUGAACUUUAAGGAUGCUCUUCCCUUUUGUAUGAAGGGAUUGGAGAUACAUAAGAAGGAGUUGGGCAAUAAUUCAGUUGAAGUUGCUCAUGAUAGGAGGCUUCUUGGGGUGAUUUAUAGUGGGCUGGAAGAAUAUCAAAAGGCAUUGGAGCAGAAUGAAUUGUCUCGGAAGGUUUUGAAGAACUGGGGCCUUAAUUCUGAUUUGCUUCGUGCAGAAACCGAUGCUGCUAAUAUGCAAAUUGCACUUGGUAGGUACGACGAGGCCAUUAAUACUCUUAAGGAUGUUGCUCAGCAUACAGAUAAAGACAGUGAACUUCGGGGAGUUGUGUUUUUCUCAAUGGGAAAAGUGUUGUGUAAUCAGGAAAAGUUUACUGAUGCAAAGAGAUGUUUGGAGAUUGCUAGUGGAAUUUUCGACAAGAGAGAAGGAACUUCUCCUGUGGAAGCUGCUGAGGCGUAUUCAGAGAUAUCAAUGCAGUAUGAGACAAUGAAUGAGUUUGACACUGCAAUUUCUUUAUUAAAAAAAUCUCUAGCUUUGCUUGAGAAGCUUCCACAAGAGCAGCACUCGGAGGGUAGUGUUUCAGCUAGAUUAGGGUGGUUGCUACUGUUGACUGGUAAGGUUCAAGAAGCUAUUCCAUACUUGGAGGGCGCAGCAGAGACUUUAAAAGAGAGUUUUGGAUCCAAUCAUUUUGGAGUUGGAUAUAUAUACAAUAAUCUUGGAGCUGCGUAUUUGGAACUCGAGAGACCUCAAUCGGCUGCACAAAUGUUUGCAGUGGCGAAAGACAUUAUGGACGUAUCACUUGGCCCCCAUCAUGCAGAUUCAAUUGAAGCCUGUCACAAUCUUUCAAAGGCAUAUGGUGCAAUGGGAAGUUAUGCCCUUGCAAUUGAAUUCCAGGAGCAAGUGGUUGAUGCUUGGGACAGCCAUGGCUCGAGUGCCGAAGACGAACUUAGAGAAGCCCGACGAACGCUAGAACAAUUGAAGAGGAAAGCUCGAGGUACAUCCAAAUUUGAGCACUCAACAAAGGCCUUGCCCCUCCCUCAAUCCUCAACUUCUUCCAAAACUCUGCAGCCCGAUCUCCCUACCCGUCAGCAACAUCAAUAACCACAACUUGGUCAUCUGAUAAUAUGCCAUUUUACGACUUAAGAUAAUUGAUAUAUCAGAUCACACUCGUUGGUAAGUCAUCCUACAAGAACUGAUAUUUUUAGGGAAAAUAUUUUCCUUUAAAAACUUGGUCAUCUUGUGCAUCGCCUGAAUAUCCUUGAAAAAUAUACGAGACUCCAAGUUUUGCUUGCAUAGUAUAUCCAUCCUGCUGGGAAACAUAUUCAUUGGAAGCUAUAUGCUCAGGAAAGAGACGGCUGCAGUAGCCCGUAGAGUUAUCGAACCUAACGGCUGUGUUUUCUGAGAACUUUGCAUGAUUCUCAUAACUCAUCUUGCAAAAAAGUUCAUAGAUGUUUAUUUAGACUUGUCUUUCAGACUUAUGUGUAUGUAAAUGAGUUUGUAAUUUUGGUUUUAGUUGCAAAACUCUAAUGUAAGAAAGAAAGUUUAUGGGUUGCCUUGAGUUUGGUUUUAAAGAGAAACAUCUCAUUUUGUUCUUGUGUUUUUUCUAAUUUUAUUACUAUUAUCUAUUCAA
Molecule: messenger RNA, 2516 nt
Organism: Cucumis sativus (cucumber)
Lineage: Eukaryota; Viridiplantae; Streptophyta; Magnoliopsida; Cucurbitales; Cucurbitaceae
Product: protein KINESIN LIGHT CHAIN-RELATED 1
Exons: 2
Coding region: 50-1987 (645 amino acids)
Molecular function (GO): protein binding
Source: RefSeq, a predicted model, not a curated record